AUGCCGGAAUACUGUGAGCCCCUGGACCAUUACACGGGCCAAGAUUUGAUCAGCCUCACCCAGGAGGACUGCACCAAGCCGCCGCUCUCCCGCGUCUCCUCUGACAACGGGCAGCGGCUACUGGACAUGAUCGAAACCCUGAAAAUGGAGCACCUGCUGGAGGCGCACAAGAACGGGCACACCAACAGGCACCUGAGCAUCAGCGCCGACGGUGGCUUCAGCAGCAAGGCCAAACACAACAGCGUGCCCACUGGCUACCAGGGAGGGUUGGAGAUGAUCCAAAUUCCCAUGCCCGAGCCCGAGCGCUCCCAGUACCCAAGGGAGUGGGGCAAGACUCUGCUGGUUUUUCUGUAUGCCCUCUGCUGCUUUGUGCUCACUACAGUGACGAUCUCCUUCGUCCACGAGCGAGUGCCUCCCAAGGAGAUGCAAGCACCCCUGCCAGACAUGUUUUUUGACCAUUUUAACCGGGUGCAUUGGACCUUUUCUAUUUGUGAAAUAAACGGUUUGAUCCUUGUAGGCCUCUGA
Dromiciops gliroides (monito del monte) is the source of this 525-nucleotide messenger RNA. RefSeq names its product phosphatidylcholine:ceramide cholinephosphotransferase 1-like. Bases 1 to 525 code for a protein of 174 amino acids. NCBI's taxonomy places the organism in Eukaryota, Metazoa, Chordata, Mammalia, Microbiotheria, Microbiotheriidae. The record is from RefSeq and is a predicted model, not a curated record. The transcript has a single exon. Gene Ontology annotation, biological process: sphingomyelin biosynthetic process; ceramide biosynthetic process. Gene Ontology annotation, cellular component: Golgi membrane; endoplasmic reticulum membrane. Gene Ontology annotation, molecular function: sphingomyelin synthase activity; ceramide cholinephosphotransferase activity.